CUUUUUGAUUGAGGGAUUUAAGGAGGAGAGAGAAAAAGAGAGAGAGAGAGGCGCGAUGACGAUGUGUAUCGUCUCGGCGAGCACACUCUAGUAUCGGCGGCGUCUCCUCCGCACUGACGAGUGUCACCUGAUAUUGUUCCCGUGGAAAUCUUUUUUUUUUUUUUCUCAAAUUAUUAUCUAGGCUGAGCGACAUUUUCAGUCUCUCUCUCUCUCUCUCUCUGCUCGGCGGGAGCGUCACGCCUCUUCAUCAACAAUCGCAGACACUUGCUCCAUCAGCCGCCAAGACGAUUGAAUAAUUCACGGCACAAUCACACCUCGUCGGGAUGCUCCGCUGAUUUUUAUGUUUUUAAUUUAAUUUGGAAUUUUUCCCUCCACACACCUUCCCGGUGGAUUUAUCGAGCUUUUUUUUUUUUUUUUUUUUCUUUCUUUUUUUUUUGAAGAAGCUGCGCACGCAUCUCCAAUAUCAUCUGUUGCUCACCGGGAGGAAGAGGAGGAGAAACCCGGAAUCCGGCGAUGAAGACGCGGAUAAGGAGAGGAUAAAUAUGGACAAAAAAAAGGUGCUUUUACUUUUAUUGCUGCUGCUGUCUUUACACGCCGCGAUGCUCGCAGCCCAACUUGAAUAAUCUCCCCCCGCCGUGGAUGUAUUUCCCGCCCCAGCUGUGAUCUCACUUGCCGCUCAGAUGUUGAUGAUGGAGGACGACGAGCUGGACGCUCAUCAGGUUGAUCCGGAUUUCGAGCCGCAAAGCCGGCCUCGCUCCUGCACCUGGCCGGACUUCCCCUCCGCCGCCGCCGCCGCCGCGCAUGAGGCCAGCGGCGGCGGAGGUCUGCCGCUCGCCGGCAUCAAGGUGGAGCCGGAAGACGUGCCGGCGUGCCGCGCCGCGCUCCUCGGCGGAGGCGCGCUCAGCGGCGAGCACAAACACCCGGCCGGCGCCCCGGCACCCGCCCCGCACGCCUGCCUCGACGUCAGCGCGCCGCUGCGCAAAGCCAAGUCGUCGCGGCGGAACGCGUGGGGGAACCAGUCCUACGCCGACCUCAUCACCCGCGCCAUCGACAGCACUCCGGAGAAGCGGCUGACGCUGUCGCAGAUCUACGACUGGAUGGUCCGCUACGUGCCGUACUUCAAGGAUAAAGGCGACAGCAACAGCUCGGCGGGCUGGAAGAAUUCCAUCCGACACAACCUCUCCCUCCACACGCGCUUCAUCCGUGUUCAAAAUGAGGGCACUGGAAAGAGCUCCUGGUGGAUGCUGAACCCUGAUGGAGGGAAGAUGGGCAAGGCCCCGCGGCGGCGAGCCGUUUCCAUGGACAACAACACCAAGUAUCUUAAGAGCAAAGGUCGCAUUCGGGGGAAAAGGGUCGGACGCCCUGGAAUUGGAGCGGUAUCUGCUGUCGUCGGGCUUCAGGGCUCCCCUGAUCACGGCAGCCCACCGCAUAAAGGUCUCCCCGGAUCUGGAGGGGUAUCCAGGACAGAUGGGGAGUUCGACGCCUGGACAGAUCUCCACUCCAGGGCAAGCUCGUCGGCCUCCACUCUGAGCGGCCGCUUGUCGCCCAUCCUUGCUGAGGGGGAACCGGAGGAACCAGAGGAGGGAGACCUGUCCUGUUCCACCUCCCCACACCUCUACCCCUCCCCGACCGCCUGCUCUCCGUCCAUGGGGACAGGCAAUCGCUGUCCUCCCCUUGAGCAAUUGCCUCAGCUGGCCAACCUGACAGGUGCCAUCUGUCUUGAUGAGCAGCUGAUGGAGGACGGCUAUCAUCACCAUCAUUCACAGCAGCAGCAACACCAACAGCAUCCCUCUGUUGGCAGACAUAAGCACCAGACCUCAGUCUACCACUACAGCUCUGGAGUGAAGGGCCAAGGUUCUUAUGGAUCAGGGGGGUAUGGUGCAACGGGCAUAGGCAUGAUGCGCCACCACUCACCCAUGCAAACCAUCCAGGAGAACAAGCCAGCCAGGUUUUCGGGAACAAUGCGGACAUACUCCAACAGCAACGCUCUGCAGAGUCUGCUAACGGGGGUUUCAGCCGGGCAGCCAUACUGCUCGAAGGACAUGAUGCUGGUCCCCAAAAGAGAAGGCCAUCACAUGAUGGCUUGUAACGGCUCCAACCCUCACAGCCACCUUGCCGGUCACCACAAUGGACAUCACAGUCACAACAGAACUCACAGCCAUACUCCGUCACACAAUCACAACUCAUCUCACAGCCUCAGUCACAACAGCAUCAGUCACAACCACACCCCGCCCCGAGUGCUGCACCUCAAUCCAUGCGGCAACCAGCUGCAGACUUACAAUCACAAAUCGCCCUACCUUUACAGUCCACCGUCGCACGCCCACCUCCCGGCGUCAACCACCCUGCCCCCUAACCCAGCGGGGAUGCUUGGCAUGCCCCAGGACUCUUGCCAUUUGGCCACCGCCCCUCAUCCACACCCUCGUCACAACCAUUACCCUGAGCCGCAACACCAAGCCAUGGCUAACGGACCCUUCCACCUUGGCCAGGGCAUGGGGGGAAGUAAUGGCAAUGGGAGUUACCACCACAACUACCACCAACCCCACCCGCACGAGAGACUACCCGCUGACCUGGACAUUGACAUGUUCCAGGGCAGCCUGGACUGCGACGUAGAGUCUAUCCUCCUCCACGACAUUAUGGACUCUGGGGAGGAGAUGGACUUCAACUUUGACUGCUCCCUCGCUCAGGGGGUGGGACUCGGAAUGGGAAUGGGAAUGGGUGUGACCAUGGGCAUGGGGAUGGGAAUGAGCGGACUUGCCGGUCCACAGCAAACCCACAGCAACCAGAGCUGGGUCCCUGGCUGAAAUGCGGUAGGACCCACCGGGGGCCCUCACAAAAUGAACAGUUACCCAUAAAGCACUGUGUUCAACUGUGACAUUCCUUACUUGACACAGACCAUAGGACCAUGUCUUUCUUUGUUGUCUGUCACCACUUCCUCCUUUUUUUGCAACUCCUCUCCCUCUCCCUGUGAGAUCUAGCUCAUGUUCCUCAUAUCAGCUAUACUGUGAUGACAAUCUCUCAGCAUCAUUGCUUCUCAUCUGCCAUGAGAGCUGAACUCUCAGUGCACUUUAUUGCAAGUGGGUCUUUAUCUGGCAGAACCUUUGGCGGGGCGGGGGUAUGGGCUGCAACUCUUUGGGCACGAACAAAUGCAGUCGGAAACCGGUGUCAGACGUCAAUCUUAAAUAAGCCCCUUAAUCAGUCCUUCAGACAAAGUGGGGACCGGGUGAAAAAAAAGUACAAGAAAUCAUUGAAAACCCAAAUUAAUUUCUGAUUCAGGACCGCUUUCCCUUCUUAAUGAAAUCCACUCUCAUGAGAUCCAAUCAAUCCCGGCCUGUGUCUUCGCACCGCCGUUAUUUACAGCCUCAUACAUCCAGACCUUGACUCCUCUGUUGGACGCCACGUUUGGUUAAUGUCCUUCUCGCCGGCGGCCCGGGCGUGUUGUCACGACAUCACUAAGUGGAUUCCAUCAUUACUCGCUAGCGUGCAAUUUGCUGAAUUAAAAACUUGUAUCACCUUGUCUCACCUGGGCCUCUCUCCCAGGCUCUGUCUGGAUGUGGCGUUCUCCUUCCGCCUGCCAGCGCAGACAAAGUGGCCAUUACUCACGGCGAGCCAUUAAUGGGGCUUGAUUGAAAUUCAGCAUCUUGCUUUUAAUCUCCAAAGUGAUGCGGCAGCAAUGCGUCAUUAUUGAGAAGCUAACACGUCGUCCUCCCGUAUCUCACCAUGACUUGCCAUCCCACUUCCCCAAAUGUCCAAUUUUGGGCAAGACAUCGAUGAGAAGCCCGCAAAGCCAUCCGUCACCGCCCCUUUUGUGUGUGUGUGUUGAUUCUGUUGUCGUGUUGUCAUUGUGUUCUUGGUAAGUCUACGGACCAACAGCGCUGGCGAAAUUCCGUUGGUGAAAUGUAGUGCAGUCUGACCUUCCUCCCGCCCUCCCGGUCGGAACUCGUCCGCCCGCCCACGUUUGUGCUUUGCUCCAUUGUCUCUGUGUUCGUGAGCCAGGGGUGGAGGCGGUGCCGGAGCGCGUGGUGGUGUUGGGGUUAGUCUGAAGCUUCUUUAUCAUCGGCCUUGAAGGAGUCACGGAGAGGACAUCCCCCCCCCCCCCCCCCCCCCAGCCCCCCAGUCUCUUCUCGGGCACCUCCAAGGAGAACCUCUCUCCAUUUAACCUUGUACACAAAAGGUGGGCGGGGCUUAAAGGGUGUUUAUUGUUCCAGCCAAAGGUCAAACAUGGCAGAGACUAUCAGACCCAUUAUUGAGGUGAAUACUCUUCUUCUAUCACCGAGCCUUUAGCCCGCGUCGCGGGAAAAUGUGCGGGCUUUGCCCGAAGCGAGUCGUCCUACACCCGUCUCGUUUUGCUCUAUUUAUUUAUGAACGAUGGGUCUUUGUCCAAUCCUACGUGUGCUAGUUGUUUCCAGUCAACUCCCGUACCUCCCACCUGCUCUCUCCCCGCGCCCCUUUUUUAAGAUGUCGACCUCCGCCCGCCCCUGUUUUGACUUUACAUUUAUUUUGUACAAAAUCUAUAUAUUAAGAAUAUUGUAAAAUAGUUUUUAAGGAAAAAAAAAAAGUCUCAAAAGGAUUAUCAGUUUUGUUGUCUAUUUCUUUUUUUCAAAAGAAUGUAUCUCAUCAUCUGGUGACUGUUAAAUAAAUGCAUUUAAA
Nerophis ophidion (straightnose pipefish) is the source of this 4647-nucleotide messenger RNA. Its product is annotated as forkhead box protein O6-like. Gene Ontology annotation, cellular component: nucleus. Gene Ontology annotation, biological process: regulation of transcription by RNA polymerase II. Bases 681 to 2801 code for a protein of 706 amino acids. The transcript is spliced from 2 exons. Gene Ontology annotation, molecular function: RNA polymerase II cis-regulatory region sequence-specific DNA binding; DNA-binding transcription factor activity, RNA polymerase II-specific. The record is from RefSeq and is a predicted model, not a curated record. Lineage: Eukaryota; Metazoa; Chordata; Actinopteri; Syngnathiformes; Syngnathidae.